UGAAUGCAAUAUCUGUGAAAGAUUUAACAGGAAAGUAAAUUUUCACCAUGAAAGAAGUAGUGUUUUAUUACGAUGUCGUUUGCCCAUUCGCCUACAUGGCGAGCAGACUCAUAGAAGGUGUUGCAAGCCGAAACGGGGCUAAAAUUCUGUGGAAACCUGUUCUGCUAGGUGGCCUGUAUAAGGGAACACAGGCACCCCAAGGUGCAGCAGGAUCUGCUUAUGACUCUAUGAGUGCGGCUAAAAUUAAGAUAUUAGCAGAUGAUUUAAAGAGAUCAAAACUUCACUAUGGGAUUGAAGGGACAGCUCCAUCUGAGCAUCCAAUAAAGACACUGAAUCCAAUGCGUCUCUUAGCUGCAGCAGCCCAUGCAAAUCAAGAUGUGUGUGUCCCAUUAACACAUAAGCUUUUUGCUGCAUAUUGGGUUCAAAACAAAGAUGUGCGAGAGAGCAGUGUUUUACAAGAAAGUGCCUCAUCAGUUGGCUGGCAAGUUGACAUUGAUGAGAUGAUUGGUGGGUUGGGGAAAGAGAAGCUUCUGCAGAAUACCCAGGAGGCUUUAGACAGAGGUUCCUUUGGUGUGCCCAGUUUUUGGGUGAACAAUGAACUCUUCUUUGGAGUGGAUCAUUUACAUUUUGUAGAGAGAGCUUUGGGAAAUAAAUCAGCUGCCCCACCAAGGUUUCAUCCAACCCCUACUGAACCCAGAAAAUCUAAACUGACAAUCUACCAUGAUUUCUCCAGUCCUUGGAGCUAUAUUGGUUCAACACAGAUUUCCAAGUUGCUGACAGAAGUUCAUCCAGUUUCAGUUGAGGUUGAAUGGGUGCCAAUUUCGGUUGGAGCUUUGUUUAAGAUGAUAGGAACACCAGUGGUUCCGAUGCGAACGCUCAGUGAAGCAAAGAGAGAAUAUGGAAACAAAGACCUACAAGAUUGGGCAAAAUAUCGUGGGAUUCAGUUCCAAUUUACAUCCCACUUUCCCAUUCGUUCCAUUCUUCCACUGAGAGUGACGCUAGCAAACCCAGAUGACCGACUACGACAAACUAUGUAUGAAGCAGGGUGGCGGUAUGACAGGGACAUUGGUGAUCCUAAGGUUUUGUCUUCAGUUCUGACCGAAGCUGGGUUCGAUGGCGAAGCGUUGAUAGCAGCGACUCAAGAUCAACAGAUCAAGGAUCAAUUGCGGAAAAACACAGACAGAGCCUUUGCCACCGGACUCUGUGGAGUUCCGAGCUAUCAAGUAAACGAUGGAUCCGUUUUGUGGGGUCAAGACAGACUUAAUGUUGUCGCCGACCUGCUUUGUGGUUGGGAAGACCACUUAAAGCCAUCCAACCAUAGCAAGCUUUAAACAGCGCGGUUGCUCUGUCCAAAACAGAAUAAAAACUCAUUGCUUAGCGUAAAGUUUAUGUUUUCGUUGAAGAUUUGAUCCUUUAGACUUAUGGCACACAACUCAAGGACGAUAUCUAAGGAAACCAGCCGGCCAUUUCGAACAUUCAUGGACACUCCAUGGAAAGUCAAAAUGUUUUCAAAGAAAACAGUUUUGAUUACUAUUCAGCGCUGCAAUGUACACUUUCCUUUCUAAAGUAACUCAGAAAAUACGAUGUAAGAUAACUGAUUAUGCCGGCGUGAAAACCGUAACUAGAACGUUUCCAAGUUCCGGUGCCCUAUGUGCCUCUUUUCGUAUCACCCAGAUGUAUUCGGACGGUAUAUUUGAACACAUUUGAGGUAACUAUGUGAAGCAUUUAAAACAGUGCAACUCAAAAGACAAGCUUCAAUGGUUUUUUUCUAAAAGAAAAAGAAUAUCGGAUUAUUAAACUUAUCAGUGGGAGGAAUUCGCCAUAAAGUCUGCUCACGAGACACCGCAACAACAACAACAUAUGUACGGUAUCACACUGUGCUACGGGGCAAAAAUACGAACGGAACGUUGGGAAACCAAAUGGCCACACAAAACGAUCCAACUUCGGUUUUAUUCCAUUCUAUUGGACUUGACGUUUAAAGCAAGGAGCUUUCAAACGCAUGAUAAUCUUGUUUUGUUGGUGAUAAAAAAUACUUCAAUCAGUGGUUUCACUUUUAGUUUUUUCUCUCACGCUGGCUGCAUUCGAUCGAUACUAUGCUCAGAUAGACAAAAGGAUAUAUUUAGAAAAAUAGUGGCCAAAAUAAUCUAUAACGGGAAUAAAUAGUAGAGUAAUAAACGCCUUAUUCCGCAAGGGAUUAACACAUAAUACGAGUGGGCAUUUCGCUCAUUGCGCAACUCGCAAAAUACUCCAAGUAACAUUUGUUAAACCACCGAACAAGGUGUCUUAAUUUCCCUAUUGGGGUUACGCCUUACGUCGGCUGGCAAUUUUAAGUGUUCCUGUCUAAGUUGCAUGAUAUUGUUAUUAAAAGGCAAAAAAUAAGAAUACCAUGGAAAACUUGAGGCUAUUUCAUUGCUUUUGCUAUAGAUAUAGAUAAAUAGAGAGCUUUUAAAUUGCUGAAGCUAAAAAUUAAACGAUAAAAAAUCUCGUCAUUGCAUAGAUUUGCUGUCGAUAUUUGCACAUGUACAUGGUAAAAGUUGCGAAAGUAGGGCACAUCUCUUACAAUCCUCUCGUGCGUACGAGUAAAAAUUCAGUUACCGCUGCGUGGCUCAAGUUAAGGAAGGCCAAAUAUUUGUCACUAUGAAAUUGCUGAAGUACAGCAAAUAGAAGUA
Pocillopora verrucosa is the source of this 2669-nucleotide messenger RNA. Lineage: Eukaryota; Metazoa; Cnidaria; Anthozoa; Scleractinia; Pocilloporidae. The record is from RefSeq and is a predicted model, not a curated record.